This is a messenger RNA of Cyanidioschyzon merolae strain 10D, 1197 nucleotides long. RefSeq names its product malonyl-CoA:Acyl carrier protein transacylase. Gene Ontology annotation, molecular function: transferase activity. The coding region runs from base 1 to 1197 and encodes 398 amino acids. The record is from RefSeq and is a predicted model, not a curated record. Lineage: Eukaryota; Rhodophyta; Bangiophyceae; Cyanidiales; Cyanidiaceae. The transcript has a single exon.
AUGGAAACCCCAGUGGGUUUCGUGUCCGUCAGUAAGGGCGCCGGCGUUGGCACUGGCGUGCGGCCUGUACUGCAGUGCGCUCAACACAAACGACUGCGCACCGUGUGGCGAAAAGCAGCGGCCGCGGCGCCUUGGUUCGUGGUGGCGCCUGUGCGCCGCCUCAGCGAGCGACACGGCACGCGUUGGAGCCACGCCAGCACGCUACACAUGCGCGAAGGCGAACCUGUCGUAGUGCUUUGUCCGGGUCAGGGUGCGCAGACGGUAGGCCAAGGACGCGCCUGGUACGAGGCAUCCAGCGCAGCACGGGAGAUAAUUCAACGCGCAGAUCGCUACCUGGGACGCUCUCGUCUACCGAAUGGUCAAAGUUUGAUGGAUAUAAUGUUCAACGGCCCGAAGCACGUCCUCGAUCGAACGGAUGUCGCGCAACCAGCGAUUUUUGUGACAUCACUGGCCUGCUGGUACGGGCUACAGCAGUUCGAGCUCGCACCUGGCACGCGUCGCGAACCGAGUUACGUGGCAGCGACGGCGGGCCUGAGCCUCGGCGAGUACACUGCGCUGACGCUCGCAGGAGCGUUCGAGUUCGAAGCCGGCCUGGAACUCGUCACGAUCCGCGGUGAUGCUAUGCAGAAAGCAGCAGAGGACUCAGAGGGAACCAUGGUCGCUAUUCUGGGCAUCUCGGAGGAACAAGCUAUGGACCUCUGUGAAGCGUGCCGGAAGCGUAACGAGGUUCUUGUCCCUGCAAACUUUAAUGCCCCAGGCCAGAUCGUACUCAGUGGAUCGAAAGACGCCUGCCGGAGGGCCAUGGAAUAUGCGACGGCCACAUUGCACCUCAAGGCGACGGAACUCAGCGUUGCUGGAGCGUUCCAUUCCCAGCUCAUGCAGCCAGCAGCGGAUCGUUUGGCGGAUGCGCUGCAAACGAUCGACGUGAAUCUGCCGCUUCAGUACCCGGUGAUGUGCAACGUGACGGGACGUCCUCACGAAAAUCAGAAAGAUGCCAUUAAACAGCGCCUGGUGGAGCAGCUAACUGCGCCAGUUCGUUGGCAGGCCUGCAUCCAGACCGCCAUUAUGGACCACGGUGAUCGGACAAAUUUCCUUGAACUCGCGCCCGGGCGUACCCUGGCUGGUCUGCUCAAGCGCAUCGAUCGGAAGCGAGCGAUCAGCAACUAUGAUGCUCCGGUGACGCAGGCGAUGAGCUGA